Necator americanus (New World hookworm) is the source of this 3963-nucleotide messenger RNA. RefSeq lists its product as uncharacterized. The record is from RefSeq and is a predicted model, not a curated record. Gene Ontology annotation, biological process: phospholipid catabolic process; intracellular signal transduction; regulation of vesicle-mediated transport. The transcript is spliced from 33 exons. Lineage: Eukaryota; Metazoa; Nematoda; Chromadorea; Rhabditida; Ancylostomatidae. Bases 1 to 3963 code for a protein of 1320 amino acids. Gene Ontology annotation, cellular component: intracellular membrane-bounded organelle. Gene Ontology annotation, molecular function: phosphatidylinositol binding; D-type glycerophospholipase activity.
AUGAACGGGAAACAAAUCACCAUAGACGAGCAUUAUGAGCAAACAGAUACUCACAAUAUAGAGGACGAGGAUGAUUAUUCUACAGACGAUGAAAUCCAAUACUGUGACUGUAUUGCGUCCGCUCUGGCGCAGACACUACCAGGGAUGCCUGGAAAGAAAGGUAUCAUCCCGUAUGACUCCGUUUUCGACACACAAGCUCAGGCACGUCGUAGAGGAUACUGGAUUCCAGGAGUUCCAGUUAACGCAAAAAUUGUGAGUGUAGAAAGGAACACAGAUAGGAGGAUACAUCUCAUCAAUACACUAUUGUAUACAAUUCAACUAGAACAUGGGCAAUUCAAGUGGACUGUUGUCAGGAACUACAAAGAUUUUACGUUGCUCAACAAUAGGCUCAGAGCUCAUAGGGCGGCCCAGCAGAUCUUGGCUCCAGUGCGCAGAGCACAAGAACGCGUAGAUGCCAUGUUGGAGUCAGUGGGUAUCGAUGUGAUUCCCGAUCACAAAGAAGAUUGUCCAUACUAUCGAAAUCCUAGUCGACGUAGACGCGAUUCGAAGCUUGCCGUGCUCAAACGUGAUUCAGACGUCUUUGAUAUCAAGAAGGCCGCUCCCUUAGCGUCAUCUGAAGCUACCACUUCACCCUCUUCCGAGGAAGCGAAGGUUAAAAUGGAAGAAGCUGUUCAAUCUGGUAUCCUACAAGAUGAUGAUGGAACAGUGUCACCUGCUACGAAAAGGAAGAUGCGAACGCGAAAAAAGCACGGUCUCCCUCAUUUUCCAUUUAUGCCCGAUUCAAUGGUGACGAAUUUGGAACUUCGAAAGGAUCAACUUGAACAUUGGUUGCAAAUGUUGCUACAUAUUCCUAUCAACAGGAAUCAUCACGAAACUGCUGAAUUCCUCGAAGUUUCUCGUUUUUCUUUUGUGAAUGAACUGGGAGGAAAGCACACUGAAGGAUUUGUGAAGAAACGGCCGGGUGGUUCCCGUGUUUUCCUCGGAUGGAAACAGUGCUGUGUGCGAUACAUGCUGCCUUGGAGCAAACGUUGGCUGAUGGUGCGAGACUCAUUUGUAGCGUAUAUGGACCACAGGACCGAACAGAUCCGCUUAGUUUUGCUAAUGGAUCGAGACUUCAAGGUGGCAGCUGGGGGCAAAGAAGCGGACGGAAUACCCACCGGUUUGAUCAUCACCAAUUCGCAACACGAACUCCAUCUAAAAUGUCGCAGAAUACAAGACACAGCGAGAUGGAAAGCUAUAAUUGAACAAGCUAUGCAUGGAAUUGGAAGUAUUUGGAUUCAACCGCAUCGAUUUAGUUCCUCUUUCCCUGUUCGAGAGAAUUGUUAUGGGAAAUGGUUUGUUGAUGCGAGAACUUAUAUGUCACAAGCUGCUGAUAUGAUGGAGCUUGCCAGAGAAGAAAUAUUCAUUGCUGGGUGGUGGAUAAGUCCAGAAAUUUACAUGAAAAGGCCAGCAUUGGAAGGCAAUUAUUGGCGAUUCGAUGAGAUCCUCAAACGAAAAGCGAACCAGGGUAUUCGUAUUUUUAUCUUAAUGUACAAAGAAAUGGAAAUGGCAUUGGGUCUGAACAGUAUGUACAGCAAACGAACGCUACAAGCACUCCAUCCAAAUGUCAAGGUCAUGCGUCAUCCUGACCAUUAUCCUUCGACUGGAACAUUUUUCUGGGCACAUCAUGAGAAACUGGUAAUUGUUGACCAGUUGAUAGCGUUUGUCGGCGGAGUAGAUCUUUGUUUUGGUCGUUGGGAUGACAACCAUCAUCUUCUAACUGAUCUGGGAUCAGUUCAGUUUGGCCAACAACACCUUGUUUUGCAGGACAUGAGCAUGGCAACCGGACUGCGGGCGCUGGUUAAAGCUCCACUCACGCUUUCACCUCUUGGUCUUGAAGAAGAUGAGAAUGUUGAAAGCAGCGAGACCAAGGAAUCUGUGGAAGUUCCUCGUGAUGAAGAGAAGAAGGAACAUCACCAAGUGACAAAAAUAGCAAUCGGCGGUGUUGAAGAGGUCAAUUAUUCAGACUUUCUGGAUAGUGCCGGUUCGGAUGGGGAGGUCGUAUAUGCGGAUGCUGACACUGGAGGGGUCAUGUUGAAGGUAUUCAAAAAAGGUACACGCUCGGUAUCUGCCGAUUCAGCAAGAAAAUCGCCUGUUGGUGAACAACCGCAACCCUCCCCUUCUCCCUCUCCAAUUCCAACUACUACUGCUUCCAAACUCGCGGCUGUGUCAGGCAAGAAACCCACUUUGUUGAAUGUUGUCGAGGAUGCAAAGGGAAAGAAGCAUGUUCGUCGUGCUGCCUCAGCAGCCACUAAAUCUCGAGUUCCUCUCGACAUGUUGGACAAAGCAGGACCUGCACCGUCUAUGUUUGAAAAAGCGACAAAAAUGGGCAUGGACUUCCAAACAGCGGCUGAGAAGUACAAAGAGUAUGUCGAAAGUGGAGCUGUUCAGAAAGAAAAACAUCGUUCACAAACUCCUCCAAUGAAGCGAAAAGAAAGCCGUCUGUCACGAGCUGUUGGGAAUUGGAGGAGUAACAGAGCGAAAAGGAAAUGGAAGCAGGUGCUGGAUUCUGAUGAGGUCAUGGCCGGCUACGAACUUGAUUUCCUUCGACUCAAACAAAUGGACACCGAUGAUAAGGAUUCAAUAGAUGGUGGAGUGAAAUUGUGGGUAGGAAAAGACUACGUCAACUAUAUCCACAAAGACUUUGUUGAAGUUGAUUUACCAUUUCACGACUUCAUUGAUAGAGGAUCGACUCCACGAAUGCCAUGGCACGAUAUCCAUUCGGUAACGUUCGGAGCAUCCGCUAGAGAUGUCGCUAGACACUUCAUUCAACGCUGGAAUGCCACGAAAACAGAGAAACUUAAGGAUGACGUCAAUUAUCCUUAUCUGCUUCCUAAAAGUCACGAGAAUCUUAAAGUUCCUCGAGUGUUCAGGAAUCCGAAUUUCAGCUACAACGUCAACAUACAAGUGCUACGCUCGCUGUCCAACUGGUCGGGUUUAAUAAAUCAGACAGAAGAUUCUAUACAAAUGGCAUAUCUUUCUCUCAUAGCUAAUUCUAAGCACUUCAUUUACAUUGAAAACCAAUUCUUUGUCUCAAUGGUUGAUUCGAACGAUGUGCUUAACGAAAUUUGCAAAGUGAUUUGUAAUCGUGUUAUACGAGCGUAUAAAGAAAAGCAACCUUUCCGUGUAUAUAUUAUGAUUCCCCUAAUGCCUGGAUUCGAAGGAAAUGUAGGAGCUCCAGGUGGUUCUUCUCUGCAAGCGGUGCUACAUUGGACGUACCAAUCUCUUAGUCGUGGUCCAAAUUCGCUCUUCGAACGUUUGAAGACGGUUGUACCCAAUCCACAUGAAUAUAUUUCUGUUGCUUCGUUGAGAACAUACGAUUUGUUAUGUGGGAAACUAGUGACAGAGCUAAUCUACAUCCAUUGUAAGUUGCUCAUAGUUGAUGACGAGCAUGUUAUCAUUGGAUCUGCGAACAUAAAUGACCGAUCACAGGUAGGCAAUCGAGACUCCGAAGUGUGCCUUUUGUAUACGGAUGUUCAAAGAGAGAAAUCGAUUAUGAAUGGGCGGCCGUACGAAGCGGGAAAGUUUGCAAAGUCCCUUCGUUUGCAGUGCAUGAAGGAACAUUUAGGACUUCUUCCUGAUGCUCGGCGGCCGUCGAAAUUCAAAUACGAAGUCUCUUGUGAUGACCCAGUAGCUGAAUCGUUUUUCGUAGAUGUUUGGCAAAAUACUGCUCGUUCUAAUAUGUUGAUAUAUGAAGAGGUAUUCCGAACCUAUCCGACGGAUAACGUGGAAACAUUCGAGGAAUUCGAGAAAUGGACCGGACAGAUGCCUUUGGCAGAAUAUUCACCUCAGCAAGCCCAAGAAAAGCUCAGAGAUUUGAACGGUACCUUAGUAGAAUUCCCUUUGAAUUUCUUAUGCAAAGCGAAUUUGACGCCGGGCAUCACAUCGAAAGAGGGUCUCGUUCCAAACGCGGUGUUCACCUGA